GACAACAAACCACUUGAUGAUGAUGAAGAUCGUAAAAAUCCUCAGUAUAUCCCUAAGAAGGGAACAUUCUAUGAGCACGAUGACCGAACGGCAGAAGAUGAUGCAGAAAAACCUGUUCCAGAAGAACCAGUUGUCAAGAAGGAAACAGGCAAGAAGAAGGUGUGGAAGGAAGAUGACAGAUGGAACCAUGACAAGUUUAAUGAAUUUGAUCAAGCUCCAAAAUCGAGGGAGGAACUUAUAGCUAUAUAUGGGUAUGACAUUCGCAAUGAAGAGGGCCCCCCACGUGCUCGUCGCAGGAGGAGAUAUGGACGCGGCCCUAACAAAUAUACUCGCAACUGGGAGGAUCUUGAUGCAUAUGCAAAGCCCACACGAGGAGGCACUGUUCGGGGAGGUAUUGGAAGAGGAGGAAACAGAUCUUGGACAGGAAGUAGGAAGACUUUAGAGAAUGAGGAAGAAUUUCCAGCUUUGAACUCCUUACAGAACUCUAAACAGUUAAUGGAUGAUCCCCAGGCUGAACAAAAUAUUCCCAAUUCAGAGUCCCCAAGAACUGACCAGCAAAGACCAAUCCAUGAUGACCAAAUAUUAGGCAACACUGAUGGCCACAAACAGCUGCAGCCUCACCAGUCUCCUCAACAGCAGCAUCAUCAGAAGAAUUCAAUUGCAAGUCCACAAGUCCAGGAUGUUAGGAUGGAAAAUCCAGGCAGGGGCAGAGGUGGCAGAGGGAGAGGACGUGGGGCAGGAAGAGGCAAUAAUAGGCAUAACGAUGAGCGAAGUCACAAUUAUCAAGAGAGCAGACCUGCUGGUCGUGGAGGCAGGGGUGGACACCAGCAGAGACCACCACAGCAGCACCCAUCUCAUGGCCCAAGAGAAAUGGAGGAGAUAACAGUGGAUAUGAAGAAUAUUAGUGUUAGUGCACAAAAUCGUGAAGAACAGUUCAGAGGCAAAAACAGAGGAGGAGGAAAUUCGGAUAAUAGACGCAACAUGGUACCACCACGCCUUCAGGAAUCUGCAGCAGCAGCUGCAAAUGCGCAAGGCAGAGGAAACCGGGGAGGCAAUGCAUCUCCCGGAGGUGAUGGGUCAGCCUCUAGACCAAAGCGAUACUCAUCUCAGAGACAGCGUUCCAUCCCAGACCAGCCUGUGCCUCCCUUCCAGCAGCAGCCUAACUACAUUGAUCCUGCAAUGGAACCUGGCUAUCAGGGUGGAGUGUAUGAGGGAGGAAGUGGAAACCCGUCAACCAGCCACUCAGUUACAUCACCUCACUCCCAAAUGCCCUUAGGUGGUGCUCCUCCCUCCUUUGUUCCUCCAGCCUUUACAUCCCCACCCACCUUCCCUCCAGAGCCUUUCCUGGGGAGACCACCAGCACCUCGCCCGUUCCCGCCGGUCACACAAUCACCGCACCUCUAUGGCCCUCCAGUCGCACCGCCCGUCGCUGGACCUCCUGUGGGCGCGCCGCCACCCCUCGGUGCUCCUCCGGUGGGUGCACCUCCAGUACCAGGCCCUCCUGUCACUGGCCCGCCAUUCUUACCCCCUGAGAACAUGAUUAACUAUGGAGCACACCCUGGCCCCCACCCUGGCCCUCUCCCAGGAGCUGCUCCGUUAGCUGGCCCCCACCCACCUCAGUUCCCGCCAUUCCAGGGCUUCACCCCAGGCACAGUGUCCCAGCCAGGUGAAAUCUACAGUAAUGGUGUCACCUACUACAACACCCAGAGUCAGCAACAUCUCCCUAGGAUCAACUUGCCUCUGCAGAAGAGACCGAAGGCUGCUAUCCCAAUUGUUCCACCCCCGGAGAGGGAAAGCAGAAAGGAAGGAGGUGCAGCUCAAGAUACUGCAGCAGGAACUAGACAAGAUGAGCAGGGCCCGGAACAUUCAGAACAAGAGUUGAACCCUGAGGUAUCGAACCAGGAAGGGGAGAACCCCAAGGAGAGGCAUCAAGAGCCUGAGAAGGUUCAAGAGGAGGCAGCAAGUGCAGAGAAAAUGGAGCCGGCUGUUUCAUCGUCUGAGGCUUCUAAAGACCAGCAAAAGGAUACCAAAGAAGAGAAAAGUUCAAAAACUGUAGAUAAUCAUCUUAAAGAUAGUGAACCAGAGGUAGCCACUACAAAACAAGAAUCUUCUGAAGCAAAGCCAUCUGUGGAUAAUCCGGAAACUGCAACUGUUCCCGAGAAGGAAGUACAGGCACCAGUCGUUGAAUCGAAACCAGCAGAAAAGAAGGCAUCAAGUGAAGAAUUACAAUCACCGCCACCAGUAUCAGAAACACCAGAUACAGCAGUAGCAGCUUCUUAAUGUUAUGUAAUGUUUUUAGUGUAUAUUGUGUGUUAUUAAUUGACUGGCAGAUAUUUAUUACCUGUUAUCUGAGUUAAGAAAUUUGAGAAUUGUCAUCCAGUCAGACAUUUCCUUGAUGUAGGCAAUAAAAAAGCUAAAAAAACAGCUUCAGACAGUACAUUUUAUAUAUGCUAUAGCUUUAUAAAUUGUUAGUUUGGUUAAAUUUGGUAAUUGUUUGCAUUUAAUGUAUGCAUAAUGAUGUUAGCCGCAUAAUGUAUCUUUGUACGUCUAGAUCCUCGAGCUCGGGUAGAUGGGUCAUAUGUAUGUCAAAAUAUACAUAUUUUAAAGGAUUAAAAAUUCUUCAGUUUUUUAA
Penaeus monodon (black tiger shrimp) is the source of this 2632-nucleotide messenger RNA. RefSeq names its product protein CASC3-like. Gene Ontology annotation, biological process: activation of GTPase activity; mRNA processing; nucleocytoplasmic transport. Gene Ontology annotation, cellular component: exon-exon junction complex; cytosol; nucleus. The record is from RefSeq and is a predicted model, not a curated record. Lineage: Eukaryota; Metazoa; Arthropoda; Malacostraca; Decapoda; Penaeidae. Gene Ontology annotation, molecular function: mRNA binding; small GTPase binding; GTPase activator activity.